This is a messenger RNA of Medicago truncatula (barrel medic), 606 nucleotides long. RefSeq lists its product as uncharacterized. The record is from RefSeq and is a predicted model, not a curated record. The coding region runs from base 1 to 606 and encodes 201 amino acids. The transcript has a single exon. Lineage: Eukaryota; Viridiplantae; Streptophyta; Magnoliopsida; Fabales; Fabaceae.
AUGCAUAAGCAUGUGUUUCUUCGAAUUGUAACUACUCUUGGACAUCAUGAUGAGUAUUUCCAAAUGAGGGCCGAUGCAACUGGUAAAAUGGGUCUUUCACCAUUGCAGAAAUGCACUGCUGCUAUUUGUAUGUUGGUAUAUGGGUCUCCUGCCGACAUUGUAGACAAAUAUGUUCGAAUUGGAGAAAGCACGACAGUUGAGUGCUUAGACAGAUUUGCAAGAGGCGUGAAUGAGGUAUUUGGGGCGGAGUAUCUAAGAAGGCCAAACAACAAUGAUGUUGAUCACUUAUUACAAACGGGUGAGGCACGCAACUUUCCAAGUAUAUUAGGUUCUAUUGAUUGUAUGCAUUGGGAAUGGAAAAAUUGUCCGGUUGCUUGGAAAGGCCAAUUUUGCCGAGGCGACCAUGGUAAACCAACGAUCAUGCUUGAAGCAAUGGCAUCACAAGACUUGUGGAUUUGGCAUGCACUUUUUGGUAUUGCAGGUUCAAACAAUGACAUUAAUGUGUUAAACCAAUCUAAUGUGUUUAAUGAUAUUUUGGAAGGACAAGCACCGACAGUGCAAUAUACAGUUAAUAGAACUCCAUAUCAUAUGGGGUACUAUAUCUAG